Zymoseptoria tritici IPO323 is the source of this 816-nucleotide messenger RNA. RefSeq lists its product as uncharacterized. The coding region runs from base 53 to 772 and encodes 239 amino acids. The transcript has 2 exons. The record is from RefSeq and is a predicted model, not a curated record. Lineage: Eukaryota; Fungi; Ascomycota; Dothideomycetes; Mycosphaerellales; Mycosphaerellaceae. Gene Ontology annotation, molecular function: protein binding.
AAUAUCACAGAUAGCUUUCGACGAGCACCUCUUCAAGAUCUAGCGCUCCAUCAUGUCACACAUCUCCCAGCUCGAAAGCAGCACAAAGCACAAAAUCACCAAUGGAGAAGACGAAACCCAGGAAGUGCCUCUGAACUGGCCCGUAGACGUCACAUUUCUCUCGGACCACAUAUACACCGCCGCUGCUCUCGAAGAGCGUCCUAAGCUCGGCCGUGGCUCUUCCGACGACUCCACAUGGCUCAAAGUCGCUCCGAACCUCAUCCACCGCAUCUCACCCCUGGUCCAGAUCCUCACCAUCAGCAAUGAAAAGCAUCCAGCCAACGGACAACGCGGCCUCUUCGCAGCGCAGCACCUCAAACCUGAUCAAUUCAUCCUGCUAUACAUGGGCGAGGUCCACCUCAACAGCCAGUCCGACACCGAUCCCCACAGCGACUACGAUCUCAACCUCGACCGCGAACUCGGCCUCAGCGUCGACGCCACGAAAGCCGGCAACGAGUCCAGACAUGCCAACGACUACCGCUCCAUCGCCGAGAGACCCAAUGCCGAGUUUCGCGAUUGCUUCAUCCAGGUGAAAUCGACGAAGCGCACGGAUGGGAUCAGGUGGGAGAGGAGGGUGGGCAUUUUUGUGUUGCCGGCUGGAAAGGCGGGGAAGCGGAAAGGUGGGAUUCAAGCUGGUGAGGAGAUCUUGGUCAAUUAUGGGAAGGGGUUCUGGGAGGCGAGGAGAUUGCUGGGCUCGUUCAGAGGCGACGCUGAAAUGACGCAGCCUGGAUGAGAUCUCGAGCGAUCUAUCGUUUCAAUCAAACGGAUCCGGCGAUC